UUGUUCAGGUCUAGUUGGACAAGAACAGCAAACAUGGUUUCAGCAGUUUGGUUGAUUCCAUUACUCACUGUGGUAAAUGGACAAAUUGUUACCCAUAAUAAUGGAGCCCAGUCUUAUCAGUCAACAACUUUUUUUGGUAGAGGAUCAUCUAAACCAGCCCCUUCUCCACCUGCUAAACUGAACCCUGUCCCCUACACGGAAUCUGUUGUGUAUAUUGAACCUAUUGAACUCGGUCAACCAUUGUACCAGCCCCAACCUGUGUAUCAACCCUCUAUACAACAAUCUCAGAGCCUGCCUCCAACUGUAGUGUAUCCAGAACCUGCUCAACCAUCAUACAAACCUCAUCCUCAGCCUUUUUACCAGCCUCAGCCUGUCUAUCAACCUCGGUUUGAUCCACAAUAUCAACCUCAGCCUGAUUAUCAACCCAGAGUAGAAACUCCUGCUUACUCACCUCAACCUGAGGUUCAUCUACCUUUACCUACCCCUCAACCAUUUGUCCAUUCUCCUAACCUUCAACCGUUUGUACAUUCGUCUUCCCCACAUCAAUCUUUUCAAUCCCCUUCUCCUCAACCGUUUGUUCCUUCUCCUGCUCCCCAAGUGUACCCUCAAGUACCUGUUGUAACCACUCCUGCACCCAGAGUGAAUAAUUAUAAUGCUAAUCCAGUUAAUCAACAUCUUCCCUUAAGAGCAGUUACAAGAACAGUGUCUUCUGUACAGAGUUCAGUUGGACCCUACACCCCCAAGCCUGUUUCUAGCUUCAUACCUGAAAAGUUUCUAGUCGAGAGCAGAACUGCUCCUCCACAAAGUAACCUUCUAAACACAUAUCCCUCUACACCUGUAGAAUCAACCCCUAGGCCAGUUUCAAGUUUUAUUCCUGAAAAGUUUCUAGUUGAGAGCAGAACUACUUCUCCUCCAAGUAACACACAAAAUAAGUAUCCGUCUAUAUCUACAGAAUCGACUUUUGCAAACUCAGCAGUAAAAAAUACUAACUUUAUUCGAGUACAAAGUACACAGAAAGUUAUGGAGCUUCCAUUAGACGUACCUGCUGAACAGAUUGUGGAUGAAGCUUUAGUUGAGGUUUCUGCUCAAGGUGAUAAAAUUGUUAGAGCACUGGAAACCUUGACCAAGAAUAAGCUUGUUGCAAAACUACUAAAAUCCAACACUAAUAGUUCUGAUCCUUGCUCUGUCAUCCCUGCCAAUAUUGAUGUUCUAGCUAGAGAUCUGAUCACUGGGCUCACAACUUCAAGAACAGAACUUAUUGCUCUCAUAGCAGCAGUUCAGACCAUGAAACGAGAGGAGAAGAACCAAGGAAAUGUUUUGCGAGCUGCAGCCGAAGCUGUUCGAGCAGUGGAGCCUAUUGCACCAAAGUUUUCUCGAGUUUUCCAGACAGAUGGGUCAUGUCAAGCGUCGCUAGAGACCAACAUUAAGCGGCUGAAUACAGUUGGUAAUGUUUUGAGUACUCUUGGUCGAACCAAUAUUAUUGCAAAAGAUGAUGCUACAAAAGAAAGAUUACUCCAGGGAGGCCAAGCAUCUAAGAUCAUUGGGCAGGUUACAGUUAAUCUAAAUGAGGGAAAAUUUACCAACCUCUGCUCUGACUCUCCUUCAUUCACUGGAGAUGUGUUCAACGGUGCUGGGGAGAUUCUUGGAGGAUUAACUCAGAUAGUGAAGACCUUUAAUGGUAAUGAGAAUACUGGAGAUAUUCCUCAGAUUGAGAAAACUGUUGUUUUACUGAGAGAGGGGGCGGCUCUACUAAAGGAUUUGAACUCCGGUCCUGAAUCUUCCUCUGCUACUUCAGCUUCCCCCAGCUGUACAACCUCGCUGUCAGCUGUAGCUAAAUCACUGGAAGAAGUGGCGGAGUUAGUUGAUAUAAUUGAACCAGAAACACUUCAGUGAUACUAUUUUUUAUCUAUAUGAUUAUAUUUUGUUUUGUUGUUAUAUUUUUCAUUCAGAUAAUAAAAACCUUGGCUAAAAAGUGUACAAAAGCUGUGCAAUUCUAUAAUAAAAUAGAUAUUUGUUAAUAAAUCAUUUUUAAUGAA
This is a messenger RNA of Eurytemora carolleeae, 2036 nucleotides long. Its product is annotated as altered inheritance of mitochondria protein 3. Lineage: Eukaryota; Metazoa; Arthropoda; Copepoda; Calanoida; Temoridae. Bases 34 to 1893 code for a protein of 619 amino acids. The transcript is spliced from 3 exons. The record is from RefSeq and is a predicted model, not a curated record.